Molecule: messenger RNA, 1620 nt
Organism: Mytilus trossulus (common blue mussel)
Lineage: Eukaryota; Metazoa; Mollusca; Bivalvia; Mytilida; Mytilidae
Exons: 3
Coding region: 2-583 (193 amino acids)
Source: RefSeq, a predicted model, not a curated record
GAUGGAUAAUUCAAUCCAAGGUAUAAGAUCUGACAUACAAGGACUCAAUGCUUACAUUCAGGAGAUACUUCUGUACAUCAGAAAAGAUGGAUGUUCUUGUCAAUGUGGAAACUCUAAACAACAAAACAUCACAGAUGUUGUAAUUCUUCAUGCAGAAGAUGAUAGACUACUAGCCUUAGAUUUCAUGAAUAAUAUGGAAGCAGAAUUCCCAGAAUUAAAACUAAAUUUGAAGAUAUUUGAGCAGUUGAAUGUAGGCAAAAGUAUGUUUGAAUCAGCAUCACUUCUGUUUGAAACCUGCAGAUUCCUAUUUGUGUUAUUGACACACAAAUUUGCAAGGGAUGACCUACCAAGAUUUUUGAAUGAGAUUGCAUUGGUUGAGACCAUAACAUUUAAAGACAGAAACUGCAGGUUAAUACAAGUUCUUAUAGAUGGCGACUGUCGUGCUCCAGAAUUAGGUCCAAUAAUUCCUUUGAUGUAUAAUAGAUAUUUGGAGGCCAAAUCGCGAGGCAUUAGGGAUCGUGGAUUUAUAAAUAGUUUUGAGAAAUUGGUGAAAAACGGUAGAAAGAAUUACUUGACAAGCUAGCAUACUGUUGUGAUGAAUUUUUAUUAAUGUGAAUUGUGCAACUGAAAGAGUAUUGCAAUAUUAAGAACUUGCAUUAUGAUAUCUGAUACAUAUAAAUGUACUUAACACUCAAUAUUUGAUCUUGUAUUAAAUUUAUUCUUCACAAUUUGAACUUCUAUAUACAGGCAAUUAUUUCUGAAUUAGCAAUAUUUAAUUUAAAAUUGUUGAAUGAGAUUUUAGCCAAGGAAACAUUGGUUAAUUUUUCCCCAUAUCUUUUCUUUUUUCUUUUUUAUAUUUCGAAUAAUCAUAAAUUCUACUUUAAUAAGAAGUAAAGAUUUUUGAAAUUUGUUUAUGUUUUAUUGUUGAGCUGUACUUGGAAUGUAUAAGCUAUUUUUCAAUUUCGAUCUUUGGUUGCUAAUCUAUAUCAUAAAUCAUAAUUUAUUUCUGUUAGCUGCUUUGCAACAAUCAUUUGUCAAGGUAAAAUAUAGCUUGCUUCUAUUUGUUAGCAAGAGUUAUAUUUCUUUUUGUUCAAUGUAUAUUAUUGAAGUAAUACAUGUAAGUUAUAAGUUGAAUAUAAACUAUAUUUGUAUUUGCAUUUGUAAAUAAUGUUCAAGAGGGCAUGAUUUAACUAUCAAACCAUAGACAAUCAAGUAUAUUUCCAUAUAAAGAAAUGAUAUCUAGACUUGAUAUAUGUUCAAAUCAUUUGUAUUUUGAAUUUAAAUGCGUUUUCUUGUCUAAAAUAGUUGGAUUUUGUGACAUACUUUACCUACCAAAAAAAUCAUUAGGGCUUGAAUUUACAGUUAUUAUACCUCAUGUUGGCACUUAAAAGUCAAAUAAUUUUAAAUGGGCAUCCAGGGCAUGGUGAAAGACGGCAACUCUUUUGGAUAGAAGAGCUAAAGUGAGGGCAAAUAUUUCUUGUUCCUGUUAUUAAAUACACUGUUGAUUACUAGUAUAUUAACUUUUAAGAUUAAAAAAAGAAACUAAAUUAAUGACAUGAAUAUUCAUUUAUAAUAACACUCUAAGUUCAUGUAGAAAGGUACGGAAGAAGUUAUAUAAAU